GAUAAUCGUCUCUCUGCUACUUGGUUAUUUUUUGUGCUGGAAUCUUUUAUUUGCUUUGCAAAUCGCCGUAACCCAUCCUUUGUAUCUGGCAGAGCGUUUUGAGAUUGUUUUCGCGAUGGCCGGCUUGUGGCAGUUGUACUUUGGAAGGUUUCCAGUGGCUCUGGCCAUCGUGUUGCUGUUGAACAGCCCUCUGCACCAAGCCAUCGAAUUUGACCCCUACAAAGUCCUCGGAGUGAACAGAGCGACGACCCAGGGAGACAUAAAGAAGGCUUACAAACGCCUGGCCCGCGAGUGGCACCCCGACAAGAACAGGGACCCCAAGGCAGAAGACCGGUUUAUUCAGAUUGGUAAAGCAUAUCAGAUUCUUUCAAAUGAGGAGAAGAGACAGAACUUUGACAGAUAUGGAGAGGCAGAAAGCCAGCACACCUUCGCCCCUCACCAUUUCCGGGGUUUCCACAACUACGAGAGCUUCUUCUUCGAUGACCCCUUUCACUUUCAGUUCAACUCCGGCCAUGACUCGUUCGACGACAAGUACCUGCUGCACUUCUCCCAGUACAUGAAUGAGAUCCUGCCGGACAGCUACCGCAAGCCAUACCUCAUUAAAGUGACCUCGGAUUGGUGUUUCAGCUGCAUUCACAUUGAGCCGGUGUGGAGGGAGGUGGUGCUGGAGCUGGAACCACUUGGGGUAGGAAUUGGCGUCAUCGAUUCAGGGUACGAACGUCGCCUGUUGCAGCACUUGGGGGUGUACCAGCACCCCACUAUUCUGGGAAUCAUCAGCGGGCGAGUGCGUUUUUUCAAAAAUGCUGUGGUUUGGGAAAACCUACGCCAAUUCCUGGAAAACCUGCUGCCGACUAACCUCAUAGAGCAGGUAACUGUCACGAAUUCCGCAAACUUUCUGUCAGCUUGGCAGCAGGACAACAAGCCUCGAGUGCUGACCUUUCAUCAGCGGACCGCAGAGCUGCUGAUGUACAAGCUGGCUGCCUUCACGUACAAAGAUUAUGUGGCUUUUGGCUCCGUGGACACGAAGGUGCAGAAAUCGGAAGAGUUGCUGAAUCAGUAUUCCAUAAAUAUGGACAUUCCAACCUGGCUGAUCUUUAAGGAGAAGGUUACAAAGCCGAUCUAUUUAAUUCAGAACAAAAACAUGAAGAGGCACAUCAUUGAUGAAAUCCUCUCCAAGAACAAGUUCCUGUUGGUGCCGCGGCUCACAAGCCAGAAGCUUUUAGAGGAGCUGUGCCUCGUGAGGGAGAACCGACGGCAGAGGAGGUACUGUGUCCUGCUCAUCACAGGUGAAGGCGAGGGGUUCCGUGCCUCGUACAACUCCUUCGUCUCUUUUGCCUCUGUGAAUGCUGAAGAGUCUUUGCGAUUUGUGUACGUGUAUCGAGAAUGGCAGCAAGCAUUUAGCGAUGCCCUACUCCAGAUGGCACCCAAGCUUACUGCAGCCUCUCAGGUUGUGAUUUUUGAGCAAAGAAACACUCCUGGGAAAGUGUUUUACACGGUGCUGGAGGACGGCUGGACUGGCAGUGAGGAGGAUGAAGAGCGACUGUUUGACCGCCUGAAUCACUUGCUGGCGGAGGGGGACUACAAGCUGCUGCCACACCAGGCCGUGCUGGCGGAGCUCAAUGAAGAAUUUGCCUCUAUAUUUCUCGUGCGUUGGCUCCACGUCUUGAUAGAUUAUGCUUCUCAUUUCUGGGAAUCUGGGUUCAAUCAAAACUGGCGCGAGAUGAUGCCUCUAAUUUCGCUGCUUUUCUCCGUGAUUUUCAUUCUCUUCGGAGCCUUCAUCAUCCAGACCUUCAGUGAACCGAGCGAGCAGGAGAGGAGCCCCGGGGCUGAGAAGCAGGAACCCGCAGCGGCUAAAGCUCAGGAGGAGCCCAAAAAGCAGCGGAGCAACAGCGCGGGGACUCCCAGAUCCCUUGAGAAAAACUACGUUGAAGUGACAGAACUAACCUACGUGAACUACACCAGCAACCUGGUGCGCCUGAUGCCUGGACACAUUAAUGUGUUGGUCGUGGUGACGGACACGACAAAGGACGCUCUGCUACAAAAGUUUGCUCACGAAGUCUAUGCCGUUACCUGGAAUAAAGCACUACACUUCUCCUUUCUAAACCUGACAAAACAUGGCCGUUGGUUAGAGAAUGUGCUGGAGUUCGCCCAGGAUCCUUCGCCAAUAUCAAACGUACCAGACGAGAGUUCCCCAAACCAGGAUUACGCUGGCUACGUGCUGGCUUUAAACGGACACCGCAAGUACUUCUGCCUCUUCAAGCCUCAGGACAGUAGCAGGAAGGAGGGUUGCCCUGCAGCCAACAGCCCGGGGUCAGACCCCCAGGGAUCAGCAGCUGCUCCGGCUGCAGGUGACGAGUCGGGGGGUCAGCAGUCACCGACCCACCCCACUCUGUCUGUCAAACAGACGCAUCAGCUGCUCAACAGACUGAACCUGUGGAUGGACAGGUUUCUGGAAGGAAUAUUGCAACGAUAUUAUGUCCCCCUUUGGCCUGACCUGGAUUAAUGUCCUGUCGUUUGGGCAGAUGGUAUUUUAUGGCUGUAACGUAUCUGAGCCACGCGCUAACGGAAUGGAAUUGUACAGGUUUCCAGUGUUGGAAGGCCCCUCCACACCCCCCCACCCCUAAUCUGACUGUAGCCCGGGACACUCCAGGACUUUGGAAAUUCCUAUUCUCGGUCACCAGUUGCGACAACAGGGUUUAUUGAAACAGAAGAGUAACUAGCAUUGUACCACUGUGCUCUAGCCUGCAGGAGACAUGGGGUGAGAGGAGGGAGUGUGUCCAGGUGAAGCAGAGUUCUGUCGUGGGGUCCGUGUGGAGGCAGCAUGGUCCGUUGCCUGAAAUUCCUCGCGGUCUCAGCCCCAUGGCGGUCGUCUAAGAAUUUGAGGUCCCUCAGGAUUUGGGAAAAAUUGUUAAAUUUAGUUUUCUCCAUUUGUAAAUAAUAAUAAAUUGAU
Messenger RNA from Callorhinchus milii (elephant shark), 2950 nucleotides. RefSeq names its product DnaJ (Hsp40) homolog, subfamily C, member 16 (gene dnajc16). The transcript is spliced from 14 exons. The record is from RefSeq and is a predicted model, not a curated record. Bases 116 to 2503 code for a protein of 795 amino acids. NCBI's taxonomy places the organism in Eukaryota, Metazoa, Chordata, Chondrichthyes, Chimaeriformes, Callorhinchidae.